Molecule: messenger RNA, 3786 nt
Organism: Lingula anatina
Lineage: Eukaryota; Metazoa; Brachiopoda; Lingulata; Lingulida; Lingulidae
Product: E3 ubiquitin-protein ligase MYLIP
Biological process (GO): ubiquitin-dependent protein catabolic process
Cellular component (GO): cytoskeleton
Molecular function (GO): ubiquitin-protein transferase activity
Source: RefSeq, a predicted model, not a curated record
GAUUACAACAGGUUUGGACUUUGGACUUUUUAAGCAGCGUGCCUUUGAGUACCGGUCAAAUUCGUAAAAUUUACGUGAACAAGAAAACGUCCAUGUACGAGCAAGUGGAAACUCUUCAGAAAUGUUGUGUGUGGUUACCCAGCCCGACAACGCCGUGAUCGAACUGGAGCUAGACCCCAAGGCUGAAGGUCUACAUUGCAUGGAGAAAGUAUGCCAACAUAUAGGCAUCAUUGAAGAAGACUACUUCGGUUUGCAAUAUAAGGGAACAAAGGGAGAACAACUUUGGCUGAACACGAGAAACAGAAUUACGCGGCAAGUGCCAGGACCUCCACCAUACAGAUUUAGGCUGCGAGUCAAGUUUUUUGUACAGCCUCAUUUAAUCUUACAAGAAGAAACAAGACAUUUGUUCUAUUUGACUGUGAGAGAUGACUUUGUCAACGGCAUCCUCAAACUGCGGUCCAGAGAGCAGGAACUCGACAUGGCCGCACACAUCGCACAGGCGGAACUGGGAGACUUGUGUAAACACUCUCCGCAUCACUGUGCUUCCUAUCCCUCCUUUUGUCCAGAAACUUUUCGAUCCUGCACUGACCAUCUCGCUCAGGUCGCACACAGGCACGAGCAGCUGGCAGGCAUGAAAACGAACAACGCAGAAUAUCGCAUGUUGCAGUUUGCAGAGACGGCAGAGAAUUUUGGAGUGGAGUUUCACCAAGCCAAAGAUCUCUCCACAGGUCAGGAUCUCAAUAUUGGUGUGGGUCCCGGAGGAAUUAUUCUCUACAGCAUGCAGACAAAUCAGGUCCAGUUUAGCAUUCCAUACCCAACAGUCCAAAUAGCCAUCCAUAAUGGCAAAGAUUUUCACUUAACCGUCAUCAGAGACAAUGGAAGCCAGCAUACUCAGGGGUUUCGCUUGGUCAGCCAGAGAGCAGCUGACGCCCUCUAUAGGUGCGUCACAGAGAUGCAUUCCUUCUAUCGAUGUGACACUGUGCGGAAUGCAGUAUCUGGCCAGUUCAGUAGGGACUUGAAGGGCACCCUGGCUUCUCUUUUUAAUGAAAAUACAACUCUGGGUAAGCGGUACAUCUUUGACAUUAGACGAACAUGCAGGGAAGUGUGCGACCAUGCACGGCGUGUGUUGUACACUACAGGUCGUGAUGUCCUUCGCAAACCACGUGCAGAGGGUGAAAGUGUGCAGGAUUGCCACCAGUGUGAGGGUGCAGCAUGUCCGUUGGACAAAUUUGACAGUCAGAUGGAGCAUCAAGACAGUCCAUACACGCAGGUGGAGGAGGAAGAAUCAUUGUUGUGCCGUGUGUGUAUGGAUGCCAACAUUGACAUCACAUUUGGUCCCUGUUGUCACACCGUUUGUUGUCACUCGUGCAUGCGUCGUCUUGACCACUGCCCGAUUUGUCGCGCACCAAUUGAGAGCAUUCAGCGCAUCGUGCCACAGGAAGAAAUGUGCACGCUGGAACUGUAAUAACAGAGAAAUUGUGAUAUGACUGUGAUUUCCCUGAGAUCUGAAUGAUCCGCUACAGCUAUAUUUGUACACAAAGACAUGAACAGAAGGCGUAAAUGUGAAAAAAGAACUGGACAGACCCCAUUUGUAUUGUGUUGGGAGUAUUUUGAAGUCCCAUUUUUGAAAAAAAAAGAUUUUGAUCUAUCCAGGUGCUUUCCACAGAUAGGGAAAAUUUGGUGAAGGUAUUCCAAUUUUCCUCAUGAUAUUAUAUUGGCACUUAUUUGGUGCUGAAUUUAUGACUACAAUUGAUAGUGUCAUACGCUGUGGAAGUCACUUUUAAUACAUAUUUUUUUGUGGCUGUACCUAACAAGGACACUUAGAAUAGAUUCAAAAAGAUUUACAUUGUUGGGGAAAUCUCCCCCCGCCCCCUUGUUUUCAACAUACCCAAAAUUUAUUUUCAAGAGAUUUUUUUUUUCAAAAGAAACUCAUUAUUAUCAUCAUCAUUGUCAUUGUCAUCGUCAUUAUGUAGCACAUAAGGAUGGAGAAUAAUUCUUAACAGAAGGAGACCGGAGAUGUUACACUCUUUCUCUGCGUUAAUUUUCACUGAAACAAUGGCAUAUAUUUGCCAGGCCAAAUUGAAGAAGUGACUUUUCUUGACUGAAACACUGAGCAUAAAGUGCUUAUGUGUGGAGUAUUAGCACCAGAGAGUUAAAUGACAAGAUGAAGUGGCAGAACUCUUGUGUGACGUUUAACACUUGUGUUAACGUUUAACACUUAAGUGGGAAAACAUAGUGCUUGAACUUCAGUGGGAAAAGAUUGUAAUGAGCUGCAAUGAAAAUGGAGUGCUAAAAAGGAUCGACACCUACAGCGAUGUGGAGAAUGGUCAGAAGCGAAAGUGCUGAUACCAGAUCAGUGGAGUAGUGUCCCUCGUUUGACAUUUUAAGUGUCAAAAUGAUUUAAGAGCAUUUUGUUGGGCACUUGCAAAGACUGCCUUUUUGAAAGUGACUUUGGUGCUAUGAAAUAAACUGCUGGGCAGUUGAGUAGUUAGUAUGCUUUGACUGAUGCUAAUCAAACUAAAAAAAGAGUAAUUGUCAUAUAAACUUAUUUAUUAUAAACUGUCAUCACUUCAUAUUGUCAUCACUUGUUCUUUAGUAUUUGAUUUGUAUCUCCUUGAUUAAUCUCUAGAGAAUCCUCUGCACUUUAGGGUUAUUCUUUUUAUAUAUGUUUAAUUAAGUGUAUAGUUUUUUUUUCAUUAAUUUUAUUUCUUGAUCUUUGAUUUUGGUUUUUAAUUUCUUUUCUUUACUUCAGUUGAUAAGAUUCAGUUGAUAAGAAGAUUAAUUAUUUAUAGUUGAAGAAAUCUCCAUAUCAGUAUUGACAUCCUCAACUAAAAGUGGCUUUCAAUCAGAGACUUGUUUUCUACAGUGAAAAUGUGAUCUUUCACAAGUGGCUGCAUACAAGCCCUUAAUAUGUUUUUUUUUUCAGUUAAUGUACAUAAGAAUCUUGUUAUGAUACAGAUUGUCAAAGGACUUGAAUGUGGUUACUCUGGAAAAUGCACUUUUAAAUGAAAAAUGACAUGCAUCUGCUGCACUGAGAGGAAAUUAUAUCACCUAGAAAUUUACCACUUGGUCUAUAUUUGUGUCUGUCUGAUCUUAAUGUAUUCCAAGGUGCUAUUACAUUUCUUCAGGAUCUGUGCCAGCUACUGAAGACAAAAACACCUCAAAUGUUAGAGCAAGAGCACCAAAAUCUCUGCCCAGGCUUAAAGGGAUUUUAAAAUGUAUUUACUUAUCUUACAAAAGUAAUGUGUUAUGGAGCAAGCAAUAAUUAUAUCUCUGUUGUUUUUACAUUAGUGAUCUCAUUAUGUAUCUUGUAAAAAAAGUACUGUCGAUUGAUUAUGCUUCAUAAGUGAGGUUGGUAUGUUCCAAUUUUAGAAUGUGUCCGACAUUUUAAGGACAUUGUGAAAGUUUCAAUCCCAGUGUAAGAGAAAGAAUCAGAAGCUUUUUUUUUUUUUAAGGAAGUAAGGUACUACUGUGGCAUCGUGUUUUGUUCCUGUAAUUAUUCAUAUGGAUAUAAACACGAGAGUAACUCAUUUGGUGCAAUUUCAAAACCAAAGCCGUGCCAUUGCCAACAAACAGGGACUGUCUUCUGAUAUUAAAGUUACCCCCACCCUGCAAUGUUAUAUAUGAAGAUGUGGUAUCUGUUGGGAGGUUUUCAGUCAAAUGAUCUGUUUUGAGGAUUGCAGCAGUUUAACUCUUGUCAUUUCAGUUUUUAUUCUUUUUCUUGUCAUUGAAUAUUUAACUGUUUUGUACUGUAGCCAUAGCAAUGCAAUAAAGUUUUAAAUUAUU